AUGACGUUGCCAGUUGGUGCGUUGAUCUCGGCCGCAUGCUCCACGGAGGCCUCCGAGAGCAGACCCGGGACUCCCCCGGGGAAGGGGUUAGGGAGACCCAGAGGUGGAAAAGAAGGAGCGAGGUCCCAGACGAGAUCAUGUACACUGGAAACGGUCCACCGGGCUGCCAUCUCCCCUCCAUCGCGAGCGCGACCUGCGGUAGAGAGCUGGAAAAUGUUCCAGAGAAAGGAGACUCUGGUGCUAAACACAGAGAUUUUCUGGAAUCUAAAGGAUGCUUUGCCAAUACAACAUCCUUCGGCAGAAGGAUCAGUUUCUCAUCUCCUGUUGAAACGGGUCCAGGUGUCAGUGAGCCUCUAGGCCUGCCCAGCCUGUCUGCUCACCUAGACACUGCUGCAGAUUUGGAUCAGAAAUCCUCCUCCUCACAUUCUGAUCUCUCCUCUGAAACCUCAUUGCCUGAAGUCCAAAAGGAUAAAUAUCCCAAGGAAUUCAGCCUGCUUAGGUUGCAGACAAAAGAUGGGCAGCGUCCGGAGUGGACGUUUUACCCGAGGUUUAGCAGCAGUAUCCACACCUACCAUAUUGGAAAGCAGUGCUUCUUUAAUGGGAUCUUCCUCGGCAACAGGAGGUCUCUGUCAGAGAGUACGGUGGACAAGAGCUUGGGGAGAAAGAAAUACGAUAUUGAUCCCAGGAAUGGAAUCCCAAAGUUAACUCCAGGGGAUAAUCCAUACAUGCACCCAGAGCAGAGUAAAGGCUUCUACAAAGCAGGAGCAACCCUCCCACCAGUGAAUUUUUCAGUAGUGCCUUAUGAAAAGAAAUUCGAUACAUUUAUUCCACUUGAGCCUCUUCCACAAAUUCCCAACUUGCCUUUCUGGGUGAAGGAGAAGGCCAACAGUUUGAAGAAUGAGAUAAGAGAAGUCGAGGAGCUUGACGAUUGGCAGCCAGCAGUGCCCUUAACACACAGCUUAUUCCCUUCUGGUGGGUUAAAGAAACUUCAAAGAAUAGCAUAAAAACUGGAGGAGUACAGAAGAGCAGGCUUUUGAGAGGCUUCACGGUGGAAAGGAGGGCAGGCAAAGCCUCUCCGGGAGCGGAUGUGUCUUCUGCCCCAAGGUCGU
Molecule: messenger RNA, 1109 nt
Organism: Lemur catta (Ring-tailed lemur)
Lineage: Eukaryota; Metazoa; Chordata; Mammalia; Primates; Lemuridae
Gene: SPATS1
Product: spermatogenesis associated serine rich 1
Exons: 8
Coding region: 36-1004 (322 amino acids)
Source: RefSeq, a predicted model, not a curated record